AUUGUGCUAUUGCUUGAGAGCCUUUUGAGUUGUGCGUUUUCUUCUCUCUCGUUAGAGAUGGAUGGGUUCUUACAGGUUUUCAAACUUUUUUUUGUUGCCAGUAUAUAAAGCUUCUGAGGAAAACAGCGAACCUUGAGAAGCUAAGAGAAGCAAGGGAAGCUAUGAGUGCUAUGUUUCCGUUGAGUCCUUCUUUGUGGCUUGAAUGGGCUAGGGAUGAGGCAUCUUUAGCCUCUAGUGAUAAUGUGCCUGAAAUUGUUAAGCUUUACGAACGAGGACUUUCUGAUUAUCAGUCUGUAUCUCUUUGGUGUGAAUACCUGAACUUCUUGCGUGAGUUUGAUCCAUCCGUAAAUGGGUAUACACCUGAUGGAGUCUCAAAAAUGAGGAAUGUUUUUGAACGUGCUAUUCCGGCUGCGGGAUUCCAUGUUACUGAAGGCAAUAGAAUAUGGGAAGGAUAUAGAGAGUUCGAGCAAGGCAUCUUAGACACUAUUGACAAGGCUGACCUUGAGGAGAGGAAUAAACAGAUACAAAGGAUUCGAAGCAUAUUUCACCGUCACCUGUCUGUUCCGCUGAAAGAUUUGAGCUCCACCCUUAUUACAUAUAAGGCGUGGGAGUUGGAACAGGGCACGGACCUUGAUAUUGGAUCUGAUGAUUUGAGUAAGGUUUCUCCACAGGUUGCUGUUGCAAACAAGAAAGCACAACAGAUGUAUAGUGAACGUGCACAUCUUGAAGAAAACAUAUCUAAGAAAGAUUUAUCCGACACGGAAAAGUUUCAGCAUUUAAUGGUGCGUAUGGCUUAUUUUGCAGUUAAUAUUUGUCUGUAUUCUGUGUUGAAGUUGAAUUGUAAUAUGCCUACCAUCUGUAAUCAUAUUGCGUGACGGAUCUGAAUCUAGAGACUUGUCUAUUUGGAAACCUGAUGACUGUAUUUUUUUAGAUU
Brassica napus (rape) is the source of this 934-nucleotide messenger RNA. RefSeq names its product squamous cell carcinoma antigen recognized by T-cells 3-like. The coding region runs from base 162 to 875 and encodes 237 amino acids. NCBI's taxonomy places the organism in Eukaryota, Viridiplantae, Streptophyta, Magnoliopsida, Brassicales, Brassicaceae. The record is from RefSeq and is a predicted model, not a curated record. Gene Ontology annotation, biological process: RNA processing. Gene Ontology annotation, molecular function: protein binding. The transcript has 4 exons.